AUGCUUGAAAGAUGGAUGUUGGAAGAUGAGGAUGGUGAUUAUGAUGAUGAACUUGGUUUGUUUGAUGUGCCUAUUACUGAGAGAUUGAGUCAUAGAACAGAUCGAGGAGCAGGAUGGCAACAUGUUCAACAACUUAUGUAUGAAUCUGAUCAGCAAUGUUAUGACAUUCUUCGAAUGAAUCAAAGGACUUUUGAAAUUUUGUGCAAGAUGCUAGCUGAGCGGUAUGGAUUGAAAGAGACUCACCAUGUCUACCUUGAGGAAUCUGUUGCGAUGUUUCUCGAGACUGUUGGUCAAGAUAAGACUAUGCGGGAUAUUCCUGCAAGGUAUCAAAGAUCAUUGGAUACGGUCCAACGGAAGCUUGAUGAUGUUUUGAGUGCUAUUCUGAAGUUUGCGGAGGAUACAUUAAGACCACAAGAAGGCGAGUUUGGAAGAGUAAGUCAUGUUUUGAGGAAUGAUGAUCGGUAUUGGCCUCAUUUCAGAGAUUGUGUUGGAGCACUUGAUGGAACUCAUGUGUCGGUUCGUACUACAAGUCAAAAUGCAGAAGCAUAUAAUGGCAGAAAAGGAGUUAGAAUGAAUGUUCUUGCUAUAUGUAACUUCGACAUGAAAUUCAUAUACGCAUAUCUCGGUGUACCUGGUAGAGCACAUGAUACAAAGGUCUUGACUCAUUGUACGAGGAAUGAGGCUUCUUUCCCACAUCCUCCUCCUGGAAAGUAUUAUCUAGUUGACUCAGGAUAUCCGACCAGGACGGAGUAUCUUGGUCCGCAUCGUAGUAUGCGAUAUCAUCUUGGUCAGUUUGCUAGAGGAGGACCACCAGUUAGUGCACGAGAGUUGUUCAACCGAAAGCAUUCAGGAUUGCGAUCGGUGAUUGAGACGACAUUUGGAGUAUGGAAAGAAAAAUGGAGGAUUUUGGAUCGUCAGCAUCCAAAGUAUGGUUUGGUCAAGUGGAUUAAGCUCGUGACAGAGACGAUGGCGCUACACAACUUCAUACGUGAUUCACAUCAGGAAGAUCAUGAUUUUGUACAAUGGCAAAGUGAUGGAGAAGGAGAAGCAGAAGGAGAAGAACUUGAUAGUGACAGUGAUGAAGAAGAAGGUGAUGAUGAUGGUGGUGGUGGUGGUGGACAUAUUGUAUAUGAGCCGACCGGUGAUAGAGCGAUCGAAGCUUUGCGUAAGAACAUCACAGAUGAAUAUGGUAGAGGUCGUUUACCGUAUUAA
Molecule: messenger RNA, 1212 nt
Organism: Brassica oleracea var. oleracea
Lineage: Eukaryota; Viridiplantae; Streptophyta; Magnoliopsida; Brassicales; Brassicaceae
Exons: 1
Coding region: 1-1212 (403 amino acids)
Source: RefSeq, a predicted model, not a curated record